Molecule: messenger RNA, 6225 nt
Organism: Triplophysa rosa
Lineage: Eukaryota; Metazoa; Chordata; Actinopteri; Cypriniformes; Nemacheilidae
Gene: zfyve9a
Product: zinc finger, FYVE domain containing 9a
Exons: 19
Coding region: 448-4029 (1193 amino acids)
Biological process (GO): endosomal transport
Cellular component (GO): early endosome membrane
Molecular function (GO): metal ion binding
Source: RefSeq, a predicted model, not a curated record
ACCGUGCGUCGCUUGCAAGGGAAUGUUAUGUCACGGCGCUUCGGCGUAGCUUGAGCCAAAAUGUCGCACCCUCGCUGCAGUUCGUAGUAACCUUCUCCAUUAAACCUUUGGGGGAGGGAUAUACGAAAGCUGUCGAGCAACUACUUCUUCCCCGACUUCUGUGGAAGACUGGAAAAUGGCCUAGUCGUGCCUGGAGGUAUUCUGCAGCUGUCAGAGACGUUAUCGUUUGUUCUUAUGACUAGAAGUAUGUUGAAUUUAGCUUGUGGAGUUUCAUGGCGGAAUCGUGCGUGACGAUGGGGAAUCCAGCGGUUUGGCUAUCCAGUGUUUGUGAGACUGGAUGAAACAGGGGCUCUCCCAGGAGCCCUUUGUGCAGAUUUACCUGCAUUUACUAAAGAGAACCUCUGGGCAGGUUCACACGAGGCUUGGCAGGGUGGAGUUUCUUGACUCAUGGAGAAUUAUUUCCAGGCUGAGGCGUUUAACCUGGACAAGGUGUUGGAUGAGUUUGAACAGAAUGAAGAUGAAACGGAUCCACCAACUCUCUCGGAUGCCAAGUGGACUCAGAUCCUGGCCCCACCGUCACACCUUCUUUCCCUGAACCCUGCAUUAACCCACUCUGACCUCAGCCCAAAGGAAAGCCCUCUCAGCUUCAAGCCACUUCUGAACUCCCACACCUCAGAAAGCUCCUCUUUGGCUGAGGUCACCUGGUUAGAGAGUAAGCAGGGGCUGGGGCAACAGCCAGAGGGCAAGAGCGAGGACCGGACAGCAGAUGUCCACAGUCCUCCGCUGCCCCAGCCCAACAUUGGCAAGUUGGUGAGCACUGACAGACAGUUGCCGGAUGUGGCACUGGAGAACGGCUAUUUAUCUAGUCCUAAUCAUAGUGGUGGUUCUGAUGUGCAAACCAAGGAUGAUACAAAUCAGCCUGUCGCAGAUCAGCAGGGUGUUGUGGAAGGUGAUCUCUCUGAACUUAGGAAGAAGCAGAAGGGUACUGAUGAAGGAAAUGAUGCUGGUGAGUUCGCUCUUCCUAAGGAUGGACCUGGACAUAGGCAGUUGGUUUUGAAGAAUGGUGUCUCACAUGCUGAGAUGGAAGAAAGCAAGACUGUCAGUGGUUCACCUGUAGGUGACCAGGAUGUUGGAAUGAGUGACUGUAAUCUGAAGAGAAGUAAUACCCAGAAAGAAGAAAAAGCCAAUGGUGAUGUAGAAGUGGAUUGUGAGAGAGAAAAUCACGAAGAUGCCGAUGCCUGGGCAUCAAAUCAGGAAGAGAAAGUCAAAUUGUUAGAGAAGGACCCAGAGUUGACGCACAGACUUGAAGCUGCUGAAUCCCCAACUACGGAGAUGUCCCCAUCCAACGGUCUUGUUGUUGACCUUAAUAGAGAUGCAAACAGUCAACCACUGGCGUCAUCAAAGGAAGACUCCAUUACGGAGGAAAAGGAGAUGGAAGAGAGCAAACAGGAGUGUGAUCCAGUUCGAGGUUCAGAUGUUGGCAGACAAGGCAAACUACACAACAGCCGACUGCAACCUGUCAGCGUGCCCUACGGUGGAGCCCGACCAAAACAGCCUGUGAGUCUUAAACUGCAACUUCCCCAGCCUCUGUCGAGUCAAGUCCAGAGUGAUUUUGGCUCCACUGGCAAGAACAAGAACCUGGAGCCACAAUGCAGGACUGAGUCAUCUUGUGGAGGUACUGAGUCUGGACUAGUAAGAAUGAAUGGAGAUACUGGAGACGCUUCUUUAGGUAUCCUUAUCCCCUCGGAGAGUCCUGACAAUGACCUCCAGGCAGGCCAACAAGGAGUUCUCUCAAGAAAACCUUUCAGCUCUUUGGGAGAGGUGGCACCCGUGUGGGUUCCUGACUCUCAAGCACCCAUCUGUAUGAAGUGCGAGGUCAAGUUCACUUUCACUAAACGAAGGCAUCAUUGUCGGGCUUGUGGCAAGGUGUUCUGUGCUGCUUGUUGUAGUCUGAAAAGCAGGCUGAUGUACAUGGACAGGAAAGAAGCGAGAGUUUGUGUCACCUGCCACCGCGCACUUAUGAAUGCUCAAGCAUGGGAGAAUAUGGGAGGUGGCUGCAACCAGAGCCCGAAUCCCAACAACCCAGCCGAGUACUGCUCCACCAUUCCUCCUCUUCAGCAGGCCCAGGCAUCAGGAGCGCUCAGCUCCCCUCCACCAACUGUCAUGGUGCCUGUUGGAGUCCUUAAACAACCAGGCACUGAUGGUUCUGUACCUCGAGAGCAAAGAAGGGUUUGGUUUGCUGAUGGAAUUUUACCCAACGGGGAAGCUACCGACUCUUCAAAAGGGCCUACACCAAACCCCAACCCCUCGCAGCCUGCAACUGUGUCCCAAUAUUCAAGCAAGUCCUCAGGAGGCAGCGCUUCUGAGGUGCCACAUGCCGCCAGAGCCCCGACCACGAGUCCUGUGGGCAGUUCCCUAAGUCUGAUCCCAGAGGACGGGCUUCCUCCCAUCCUCAUCUCCACAGGCGUUAAAGGAGGUACGGGAGGCCACGUCACAGACUAUGCAGUGGAGGAGAGACCUUCUGAGAUUCUGCUUAUGCAGCAGCUGGAGGAGGGGGGUCCUGAUCCUCUGGUGUUUGUUCUCAAUGCAAACCUGCUGGCCAUGGUCAAACUGGUCAACUAUGUAAACAGGAAGUGCUGGUAUAUGACAACAAAGGGAAUGCAUGCCGUGGGCCAGGCGGAGGUUGUAGUGCUCCUGCAGUGCCUUCCUGAUGAGAAAAGCAUUCCCAAGGACAUCUUCAGCCACUUUGUACAGCUCUACCGGGAGUCUCUCACAGGAAAUGUGUUAAGCCACCUGGGCCACUCCUUUUUCACCCAAAGCUUUCUGGGCAGCAAAGAGCAUGGCGGAUUCCUUUACAUCAGCCCCACCUUCCAGUCCCUGCAGGACCUGCCAUUGCCUAACCCACCCUACCUCUUUGGCAUCCUAUUGCAGAAGUGGGAGACCCCCUGGGCCAAGGUCUUUCCCAUCCGGCUCAUGCUCCGCCUAGGGGCAGAAUACAGAUUCUACCCCUGUCCGCUGUUUAGCGUCCGUUUUAGAAAACCUCUUUUUGGAGAGACCGGUCACACCAUCAUGAACUUAUUGGCGGAUUUCCGUAACUACCAGUACACGUUGCCAGUGGUGAAGGGGCUGGUGGUGGACAUGGAAGUGAGGAAGACAUGCAUCAAGAUACCCAGCAACCGUUACAAUGAGCUAAUGAAGGCAAUGAUUAAGUCCAAUGAGCAUGUUCUGGCCAUGGGAGCGUGCUUUAAUGACCGGGCAGACUCCCACCUGGUGUGUGUUCAGAAUGAUGACGGUAACUACCAGACGCAGGCCAUCAGUAUUCAUCAUCAGCCUCGCAAAGUGACUGGUUCUUCAUUCUUUGUGUUCAGUGGGGCUCUGAAGGCCUCAUCCGGAUACACGGCUAAGACCAGCAUUGUUGAAGAUGGCGUGAUGGUGCAGAUAACAGCUGAAACUAUGGAGGCUCUGCGGCAAGCGCUGAAAGACAUGAAAGAUUUCAGUAUUGUCUGCGGGAAAGCUGAUCAAGAAGAGAACCAGGAACAUGUGCAGAUCCAGUGGGUUGAGGAUGACCACAAUGUCAACAAGGGAGUCAUCAGCCCAAUUGAUGGAAAAUCCAUGGAGUCAGUCACCAGCGUUAAGAUCUUCCAUGGCUCAGAGUAUAAGGCUAAUGGGAAGGUCAUACGCUGGACAGAGGUGUUUUUCCUGCGGAGUGAAGACCAGAUUAAUGGCCAAAGCGAUCCUGCAGAUCACAGCCGACUCGCUGAAAAUGUGGCAAGGGCUUUCUGCUUGGCCCUCUGCCCUCACCUCAAACUUCUCAAAGAGGACGGAAUGGCAAAACUGGGUCUGCGGGUCACGCUGGACUCCGAUCAGGUGGGCUACCUAGCUGGCAGUAACGGUCAGCCACUGAUUCCCCAGUACCUGAGCGAUCUAGACAGCGCCCUCAUCCCGGUGAUUCACAGCGGGGCGUGCCAGCUGAGCGAGGGACCUGUGGUUAUGGAGCUCAUUUUCUACAUCCUGGAGAUCAUCUCCUAAAAGGACGAUGUCCGUCCAGACUCAUGACACCCACCAGCUCCAGUUCCUUUUCUCUUUCUCUCUCAUUUGCACUUAAAAGAGCCUGAAAGCUGUGCAGGAAAAACAUCCUCCAUACCACCUAUGCACCAUCUCCACUGGGACGCUCUGCCCAGCCCCUCUGUAUAUGGUGCUUUCCGUUUCUCCUCACCUCUCAACUCCACUGUGGAAAUCAUAGGCCCUGUUGAGUGAAAUGCAGGGUUGGCAACCUGGAAUCAGAUCUCUGCUGAACCCGUUGUAGCAUUCAUUAUCCACUAGAGGGCGCUCUACACUCUCAACCCUAAUGGAGAUUCUCAUGAAGUUGAGAAUAAAAGACAAGAGAGGAGUUUUAGAGGGGAAGGUUUGCUCUCGGUUUCUGGUGCACAGUGCCUGGGCCUCGAUACGAAACAAAGAACGGAUUCCUUCGAGCGUCAGUCUCGCCUCUAAGCUUUAUGAAUCACCAGAUGCUUUAUUUCAUUUCAAUAUGGACCUCAUUUUGUUUUAUUUGUCUUUAUUUUGUAAGGUAGUCAAAAUGCUCCAAAGCUAAUAGGAUGUAGCCGCCUCAAUGUUGGACUGUUUGUCAGGCAACAGAAAGAUCGUGGCACAGUAGGAGUGAUAACUGUUACACGUGUUAAGAACGGACUUCUGUUACAAAAACAUUCUUCUCAAUUGAUUAUUGACUUAAUAUAAGAUCCAACAAUAACAUCAAGUGGCCUUCAGGAAUUCGACUACAGCUCCAAGAUCUACAAAAUGGCAGAUUUUGACACGAAUUAAGUUCUUUUUGUAGUAGAAUGACCUAUGGAUGAUCUGUCACAGCGUUCGUCAUCCUAUACAUCUCGGUCCGUCUCAUUUCUUCUGCAACCUUCUCAUGUUUAUAUAACGUUCUCCCAAUGUUUUUAACAUGUUGUUAUGGAAAGACUAAUGUUAUGAAUAGACUGCUGGAUGAUAAGCCAUCAUUAGGAAAUGGAAUUUAUUGACAUAUAAUCUUAAAAGAUUGACUUCAGAUUUAGAUGAUGUUGAAAGGACAGCCUGGCAUGUGAUUUUCGAACCCUUGAUUUACUUAAAUCAUUUACUCAAUUGAGAUCUCCCAGUGUUAGAUAAUGUUAUGUCCUAAAACUGCAGAGCUGCUUAAACGUUUAUUCGUAUGCUUUAGGUGAGCAGAAAUCUGCAGGUCCUGCCUUGCGAAAUGGCCCGUAACUGUCCACCAUAUUGGUUUACAGUCUUUUACUAACGUGCUAUAGAAAUCAUAUAGAAGGUUUCAUGAGAAGAGCACUCACUUUAUAUGCAUCGCUACUUGUUUUAAGCAGUGUUUUGUGUUUAUCUUGUUUCUUUUUCAUAGAGGAAAUUGUUUACUGUUGUCUUUGGACGGUUGGAUAAUAUUGGCAAUCACCAAAAAUUCCAAUACAUGGGGCUGUUUGUAUGUCACUGUGGAUCACAUUUUUAAAAUAAGAGCAUUUACUUGAAAAUGCCCAAAAUCGAUAGACUUCAUUUGUAGCCGUGUGCCCAAAAUUCAAAUGGAGUUAUUGUCAAUCAUAGCUAAAAACACUGUGACAGGGUGUUUUAACCGUACAUAAAGCCCUGUCUAGUUACCUGGUCAGAAUCAUAAAUGAAGAAACUAGUAUGACAAUCAAAUUGUAGCUAAUCUUUCAAUCAGAGCAUCGGACAGGAAGGAAAGGUGCCGUGGUAACAUAACAUGUUUUGCAUAUUGACUUUUAAGUGUCAGAUGGUUUAGCAGAAAUGCUGUGAGCUCAUGAUGUUGAAUGAGAACGUUGUUUCUGGUUGUGCAGACAUCUUUGGGCUGUUUAUUUAAAAUGCAUUCAGGAAGGCUGCAUUGUCUUACCACUUGUGCAUUUCAAACCACCUCUGUUAGUCUUUGCAUUCACCUUUGGUAUGUUUAUUUCCAAUAGUGCAGGAGUGUAUAUACUGAAAUCCAGACUGGAACUAUUUAUAUUUCUCUCAAACCAUUCUGCCAUUUCAAAGGUGUGGAUCUGGUCGGAAGGACAUAUUUGUACAAUCCCGUUCAGAUGCUAUUGACUGCUUUGAUCUGUGAUGAAACGCUGUAAAAACUGACAUGGAUGAAAUGGAAUUAAAUUUGCAAUGUAUAACAAGCCAAAAAGAAAAGCAUCAUAUAUCCUUUCUUUUAUUGUACACUACAUGUCAAUAAAAGCAGUCUUUAUCAAA